Messenger RNA from Ixodes scapularis (black-legged tick), 1461 nucleotides. RefSeq names its product venom metalloproteinase 3-like. NCBI's taxonomy places the organism in Eukaryota, Metazoa, Arthropoda, Arachnida, Ixodida, Ixodidae. Gene Ontology annotation, molecular function: metalloendopeptidase activity. The coding region runs from base 1 to 1461 and encodes 486 amino acids. Gene Ontology annotation, biological process: proteolysis. The transcript is spliced from 14 exons. The record is from RefSeq and is a predicted model, not a curated record.
AUGAAAAUCGUCACGAUAUUUAGUAUUCUUCAUACACUAUCGGGUGUAUCUCUAGAGGACGCUAUUGUAUUCCCAAGACUGCUUGAAGAAAGGACAAAAGGGGGAAAGCAGAUAGUUUUGGUUAAGAAGGAUUUACGCCUAGAACUGCAAAAGGCGUCAAUAUUAUCAGAAAGCGUUUUGAUUAGAGGCUUCUUUGGGGAAAAUAUGGAACCGAGAUUGGAAAACGGAACCGAGUUGGAGAAAAAUUUGUAUGAAGACAAGAAGAAGUUGUCUACAGUUAUAAUGACGAAGAGCGAAGAGGGUAUCACAUUGAAAGGAAUUCUGAAUGAGGAACUGAAAAUUGAACCCUUGCUUGUUAUGCAACGAAUAUCCGGGAAAGGAAUACCCCACAGAAUUUCACAGAUUGAACUGCCUGCUUUGAACAUUUCUUCUAAGAGCGUGUGUAACGAACAUUUUUCAGACAUGGCCCUUGAAAAUGUGUCUCAACUACCCCUAUUAGAAAAUCGACAAGAUCCACCACUACUCGCUGUGGCCUGCGAGAUAAUUGUAUUGUUAGAUUCUGUCUAUGGAAUAGGAUUCUCCGGUCUCUUUGAAUAUUUAUUGGCUCUGAUGACUGCGGUGAAACUUCGGUUUAGCUUGAUGAAUGAUCCAAUAGUUACUCUACGUGUUGUCGGCAUUUACCGAUUAACUUCUGAGGAGGAAUCCCUUAUUUUUUCUUAUUCAUUCGGAUAUGUAUUGGCUGUACAAUCAAUAAGAAAAUUAUAUAUGUUUCUUAACCAACGUCCUGUGUUUGGAGGUCCGGACAUGUUUUAUAUGUUCUUAGGAAGAGACCUCGCUUCAAUCAAUGGUAACACCCUAAACCCAGGUAUUAGUGGAAUAUCCUAUUACGGGGUGAUGUGCGCAUUCAACAAUGUAGCGAUGGGAAUGGACAAGCCUGGAACGUACCAAGGUGUUCGUGUAACUACUCACGAGUUGGGACAUGCGUUUUCCUGUGUACAUGACGGUGAAGGACCUAUAGCCCAUAUUCCAAAUCAUCAAGGAUCAAACUAUCCAGCAUGCGCUUGGGAAGAGGGCUAUGUGAUGAGUUACAUCGAGAAGGAUACGAAGGCCUUUCACUUCUCUCCUUGCUGCAAACAGCAGAUGAAAGUGUUCUUCAAAACUCUCAGUAAGGAAUGCUUGGCCAUUAAGUAUGAAUAUGACUACUUCACAAGGUCAGGGGGAAAAUUACCAGGAGACAACUUCAACGGAAACAGCUUUUGCAAAGCGCAGGUCCCUUCCUAUCCUAAUAUUUUCUAUCCUCAGCCGCAAAAGCGAUUGGACCUUCUGAAAUGCAAAGUUAAAUGCAUGGCGAUAAUUGAUGCUCAUAGACGCUAUUUGUAUUUCGAUCUUUCUGCACCCGAUGGAUUGCCUUGCUACGGACAAAAUGCGACGUGCAAACAUGGGGAAUGUCGCUUCUGGUAA